AGAUCGGUUUUGUAGCCCGGGUAUUAGCGAUGCGAUGGAACGCGCUACUACAGAGAAGCAUUGCGCCACUAUCGAGCCGGCUAUCAUCACCUAUCGUUGGAAAGUCCCCGAAAAAAGUGACUGCCGAUGAAGCAGUCAGUCAGAUUAAGUCUAAUUCGACCCUAUAUGUACAUACUCAAGCCUCUACACCGACUGAGCUGCUGACUUCACUCUGUAACCGCGUGGAAAAUCAUCAACUUUCCGGGCUCUGUGUGUAUCACACACUCUUGGGUGGCGAGAUUCCGUGGUCCAACGAAAAAUUCUUUGGUAAAAUACGCUCCAAUAGUUUCUUUCUGGACAACACUAUUCGGAGAUUAGUGAACAAUGGUCAUGCCGAUUAUAUUCCUAUGUUUCUUUCGGAUAUACCCAAAUACUUCCGAAAUGGGACACUACCUCUAGAUUUUGCACUAAUCUCGACCACCCCACCAGAUAGACUUGGUUAUUGCUCAAUCGGUGUAAAUGUGGAUACCUCGCUUGGUCCCAUCGAAAGUGCGAAAAAGAUCAUUGCCGUUACCAACAAAAGGAUGCCACGAACUUUCGGGAUCACCAGCAUUCAUCAAUCUCACAUUGAUUCCAUUGUCGAAGUGGACCGAGAUAUCUAUGGCACUUCUGAAGAAGCAAGCAUCACUGAAGUAAAAAAUAAAAUUGGUAGAUUGAUUGCUGACAACCUCGUCGAAGAUGGUGCUACGCUCCAGUUAGGAAUUGGCGCGAUACCGGAUUCGACCCUUGCAGCGAUGAAGCAUCACAAGAACCUUGGCAUACAUACUGAACUUGUUGGGAAUGGGGUGGUAGAUUUGAUUGAAAGAGGUGUCAUUGACAAUUCAAAGAAAUCCGUGAUGCCUGGAAAGAUAGUAACAAGCUUCGCGUUUGGUCCAAAGAAGUUUUACGACUUUGUGGACAAUAAUCCUAUGUUUCAUUUUACUUGCUGUAGUUGGACGAAUGAUCUUGAUGUUAUAAGGGCAAAUUCUAAGAUGACUUGUGUGAACUCUGGCAUUGAGAUCGAUUUGACUGGGCAAGUGGUUUCAGAUUCUAUAGGGACCACGUUCUACUCAGGUUUCGGUGGACAACUAGACUUCAUGACAGCUGCGACAACGACCAAUGAUGGGCUUGGAAAAGCCAUCAUUGCGAUAACAUCCAGAACCAAUAGGGGCAAAUCAAAAAUUACGAGCACACUGGCUAAGGGUGCUGGAGUAGUCACAACUCGAGGCCAUGUAAGAUUGCUCACCCAGACGUCCGGGAACAAUUAG
Molecule: messenger RNA, 1286 nt
Organism: Cylicocyclus nassatus
Lineage: Eukaryota; Metazoa; Nematoda; Chromadorea; Rhabditida; Strongylidae
Source: the annotation of a GenBank genome assembly